GAGAGAGCGAGCGAGCGAGAGAGAGAGAGAGAGAGUCAUGGAGCCUCAUCACCACCCCCCUUCCCAGGGGUUGACCCAGGAGGAGAUGGCAGAGCUGGAGCCGGUGAUUCGAGCGCAUCACACCUUCCCCCCCGCGCCGGGGACGUGCACCUCGCUCAUCACGCAGCACAUCGACGCGCCGCUGCGCGCCAUCUGGCCCGUCGUCCGGAGCUUCGACAGGCCACAGCGCUACAAGCACUUCAUCAAGAGCUGCAACGUCGUCCAUGGCGACGGCGGGGUGGGUAGCGUCAGGGAGGUCACCGUCGUGUCGGGCCUGCCGGCGUCGACCAGCGUGGAGCGGCUGGAGAUCCUGGACGACGACCGCCACAUCCUCAGCUUCCGCGUCAUGGGCGGGGAGCACCGGCUCAGGAACUACCGGUCCGUCACCUCUGUCACCGAGUUCCACAAGGAGGGGAAGGCCUACACCGUGGUGCUGGAGUCGUACGUGGUGGACGUGCCGGAGGGGAACACGGAGGAGGACACCAAGAUGUUCACCGACGUCGUCGUCAAGCUCAACCUGCAGAAGCUUGCGGCGGUGGCUAUGGCCUCCUCCUCGUGAGACCGGCUGCCCUCUUUUCUCUUUUCCUCUCUCUUCUAUUGCACUCCUUCAUUUGAAUCGAAUGGCUGGAUCGUGUUUCUCUCU
Molecule: messenger RNA, 682 nt
Organism: Musa acuminata subsp. malaccensis (wild Malaysian banana)
Lineage: Eukaryota; Viridiplantae; Streptophyta; Magnoliopsida; Zingiberales; Musaceae
Product: abscisic acid receptor PYL9
Biological process (GO): abscisic acid-activated signaling pathway
Cellular component (GO): cytoplasm; nucleus
Molecular function (GO): signaling receptor activity; abscisic acid binding; protein phosphatase inhibitor activity
Source: RefSeq, a predicted model, not a curated record